Molecule: messenger RNA, 4755 nt
Organism: Equus quagga
Lineage: Eukaryota; Metazoa; Chordata; Mammalia; Perissodactyla; Equidae
Gene: BIRC3
Product: baculoviral IAP repeat containing 3
Exons: 9
Coding region: 2430-4244 (604 amino acids)
Biological process (GO): regulation of apoptotic process
Cellular component (GO): cytoplasm; nucleus
Source: RefSeq, a predicted model, not a curated record
CCGCACCCAACAGCCGGGACGACCGGUGUCACCCGAGAAGCACGUCCUUGCCGGCGCGCAUGGGCCAGGGGGCCAGCAGGUCGGUGAAGAGGGCUGCUAUGAGGCUGUGAGCCAGUUUUACAAAAGAAGUGAGCUGUUCUGCUUCAAGUUUUUUCCAGUUUUUUUCUAUAAAUCAAAACAUCCCAAAAUGGAGGCCUAAAACUCUUAAAAGGGACUUAGUCUAAUCUCCGGGAGGUAGUUUUGUGCAUGAAUAAACAAAUAAAGUAGUUAACUGGAGUUUUUGGUAGCCAAAGAAUGUUAAUGUUGAAAAUAUGAUCUAAUUACAUGAUGUGUAACUAUAAAGUAAUAAUGAGUUUGAUUUUGAAUUUGUCCUUCAAUGUAAAAGAGAAGUGAUUAUAGCUGGGACAUAUUGUUGAACCACUCUUCAAGUUGGCCAGGUCCUCUCUCAUUGGCUGCUGUGUAGAAUAAAAAAAGCACCUGUGUUUGGUAAAGAUUUAAAAAUGAGUGAUAGUUAUCUAGAACAAAAAGUUAAUAUUCAACCUUCUGCUAAAUUAGAAAAAUAUGCAAAUAAAACUUUUGACAUCUUUAAAGACUUCUACAAUGAUAAUGAAAUGUCAAGAACAAAACUUUUUGAUAGGUAUAACAAAUUUAGAGAAAGUAUGAAAGAUAAACAUGAUGAAUGGUAAAGAAAUUAACCAUUUAUAAGAGUUGAUAUUUUAAAAAGUCUAAAAUUUAGUUUGUUCAAAUGAGUUAUUAUCUCUGAGGAUAAUAAGAAUGAGAAUGAUGGUUGGAUGGUUAUAUUUUGGUAAGUGAACAAACUUAUUCGGAAAGAAAAUUUACAGAAGGAGUAAUGAACACCAAGAAGGUUUUUAUAACAAUGUGUAAAGUUUUUGAGCAAUGAAAAUCGUACUGAAGUUAGACACAAUAACUCACCUUUGAGGGAAAUUAUCACAGGUAUUAAAAUAUGUUUCUCCUGCCACCUGGAAAUAAAUUAAAGUCUGCUGUGGAAAGUGCCAACCUCUGUGGGACCCAGGAAACCAUGCUUGCAAAUCACUGCUUGGAAAACCAGGAUGACUUGUUUGUUGGUCAUUGCUGAUAUCAUUGAUGCAGAACCUAUUUACUAAUAGCUAGUCAUAAUUGAGAAAUUCUGAAUUUUUAGAAAGUCUCUGCUCUUCAAGAGAAGUAGAUUAUGACAAAAUAAAUUUGUUGUUAUUUUUUGCCAUGAUAAAUUAUGAUUCAAGGUAUGCUAUCUGUGAAAUAAUUUAUGACCAAAACCAAAUUUGUACAAUUUGAUUAUGCGUCUUAGCCUACAGACUCAGCACUCUGACUUUUGACUGUUUUUAAAAGUAAAUCCACUGUCGGAGUAGAAAAUUUAGUGUUGGCUCCUCAGCAGCAUGAAGUUGAGCCUAAAUGACCAAUUGAGCAAAUACAUUCUUCUCUGAUAAUUCAUUUGAAAUGGAACAUUUAAUUUGCUAAGAUCCAAUGGUAUCACUAUGACUAAGCAACCAGGUUCCUGACUAUCUAUGGGAAGUAAUUAUUAUUUAAUUAAUCUUGAAACCAAGCCUUAAAAUGUAUCAGACAAUUCUUUUACUACUUGAGCACUUUAUUUGGAGGAAAAUUUUAGAUUGUGUUGUUCUCCCUAUUAAAAUGAUUGUAGGAAGAAAAAUUACUUAAUUUGAGCAAGAUUUGGGAUAUACUAUAUUUCGUUGAAUCUAAGAUGUCAUCAAUUAUAAGACACCAUUAUUUUAUGUACCUCUAAGAAAAAUGCUGCUAAUUAUUAUGACAUGCCAUUAAUUGUAAGAUACCUCUUGAUAACAGAGAUAUUAAAACAUGCUUCUUAGAAUCAGUGAAAUAUGGUAAUGCAUUCUUUUCCUCUUUUGAGGUAGAUCUUACUUUUUAUUUUUCUUUCUUGCUACCAAAUUUCACAAUUAAAAAAAAGCAAAAUAAACAUAGUUUGAAUAUUUUUUUGUGAAGAGCUCUUACAGGGCGUAACUUUCCACCCUGAAAGCAUGCUAGCUGCGUGAGUCAGACAAUUUAUCUUCAGGCUGGCUGAGCAUUGCUGAAGCAUUCUAGUGGAGAGGUUGACCUACCUGUGGAGAUGCCUGACCCUCUGGCAUCUUGAUGACUAAAGCACUGUACACUUUCACGAAGGGUUUUAAUUUUCAUCACAAGGUACUGUAUAGCUUCAUGUUUACAUUGUAUGUAUAACUAUACAAAGUUGUGGUUGUGCAAAUUGUCCCUUAAAACAUAUCAGCAUAGGAUUUAGAAUCUUGCUUGAUGAAACUCUAAAUUCAUAGAAGAGAAAAGAAUGAAAAAUUUCCCAUUCUAGAUGUUCAACCUCAUACUAAAACUAAUAAAAAUCAAAAGCCAUGCACAAAACUACCUCCCCAGAGAAAGGCUAGUCCCUUUUGCUCCCCAGCCAUUUUAUUAUGAACAUAGUAGAAAACAGCGUAUUCUUAUCAAAUUUGAUGAAAAGCGCCAAUAUGUUUGAAUUGAAGUAUGACUUUUCUUGUGAACUGUACCGAAUAUCUACAUAUUCGACUUUCCCUCCUGGUGUCCCUGUCUCAGAAAGGAGCCUUGCCCGCGCUGGUUUUUAUUACACCGGUAUAAAUGACAGAGUCAAAUGCUUCUGUUGUGGCCUGAUGCUGGAUAACUGGAAACAAGGAGACAAUCCUAUUGAAAAGCAUAAAAAGUUGUAUCCUAGCUGUAGCUUUGUUCAAAAUCUAAAUUCAGUUAACAUUUCGGGAGCCACCUCUCAACUUGCUUUUUCUUCUUCAGUAACAAAUUCCACACAUUCAUUACUUCCAAGUUUGGAAAACAGUGGCUACUUCAGUGGCUCCUAUUCAAGCUUUCCAUCAAACCCUGUAAACUCUGGACCAAAUCACGAUUUUUCUGCCUUGAGGACAAGUCCCUACCAUUGUGCAAUGAAUACCGAAAAAGCCAGAUUACUCACUUUCCAGAUGUGGCCGCUGACCUUUCUGUCGCCAACAGAUCUGGCAAAAGCUGGCUUUUACUACAUAGGACCUGGGGACAGAGUGGCCUGCUUUGCCUGUGGUGGAAAAUUGAGCAAUUGGGAACCGAAGGAUGAUGCUAUGUCAGAACACCUGAGACAUUUCCCCAACUGCCCGUUUGUAGAAAACCAGUUUGAAGACACUUCAAGAUACACCGUUUCUAACCUGAGCAUGCAGACACAUGCAGCCCGCUUUAGAACAUUCUGUAACUGGCCCUCUAGUGUUCAGGUUCCUCCUGAGCAGCUGGCAAGUGCGGGUUUUUAUUAUAUGGGUCACAGUGAUGAUGUCAAAUGCUUUUGCUGUGAUGGUGGAUUGAGGUGUUGGGAAUCUGGAGAUGACCCAUGGGUGGAACAUGCCAAGUGGUUUCCAAGGUGUGAAUACUUGAUACGAAUUAAGGGACAAGAGUUCAUCAGUCGAGUUCAAGCCAAUUACCCUCAUCUACUUGAACAGCUCUUGUCUACUUCAGACAAUCCAGAAGAUGAAAACGCAGAGUCACCAAUUAUUCAUUUUGGACCUGGAGAAAACCAUUCAGAAGACGCAGUCAUGAUGAAUACACCUGUGGUUAAAGCUGCUUUGGAAAUGGGCUUCAGUAGAAGGCUGAUAAAACAGACAGUUCAGAGUAAAAUCCUAACCACUGGAGAGAAUUACAAAACCAUCAGUGAUCUUGUGUUAGAGUUACUUAAUGCAGAAGAUGAGAUGAGGGAAGAGGAGAAAGAAAGAGCAACUGAAGAAAAAGAAUCAGGUGAUCUCUCAUUAAUCCGGAAGAAUAGAAUGGCACUUUUUCGACAUUUGACGUGUGUGCUUCCAAUCCUGGAUAGUCUACUAACUGCCAGAGUGAUUAAUGAACAGGAAUAUGAUGUUAUUAAACAGAAGACACAAACAUCUUUACAAUCAAGAGAACUGAUUGAUACUAUUUUAGUAAAAGGAAAUUUUGCUGCCACCAUAUUCAAAAACUCUCUACAAGAAAUUGAGCCAACGUUAUACAAGCAUUUAUUUGUGCAACAGGACAUAAAGUAUAUUCCCACAGAAGAUGUUUCAGAUUUACCAAUGGAAGAACAACUGAGGAGACUACAAGAAGAAAGGACAUGUAAAGUGUGUAUGGACAAAGAGGUGUCCAUAGUGUUUAUUCCUUGUGGUCAUCUAGUAGUAUGCAAAGAUUGUGCCCCUUCUCUAAGAAAAUGUCCUAUUUGUAGAGGGACAAUCAAGGGUACUGUUCGUACAUUUCUUUCAUGAAGAAGACCCAGAACUUUGUCUAAACUUUAGAAUUAAUGGAUUAAAUGUAUUAUAACUUUAACUUUUAUACCGACUUGGUUUCCUUAAGAUUUUUUAUUUAUUUACAACUCAGAAAAUUUUGUUUUGUAUAAAUAUAAAUAUAUACAUAUACAUAUAUUUAUAUAAAUGUAUAUUGAAAACAUGUGAACAUAUAUAUUUUAGAUAGCAACAGAGUGAUAGGCUAUUGUUCUUGUGAACAAAAAAUAGGGACAGCACUACAAGCACAAUACUAAAUCAAAAUUUCAGCACUAUUGAAAUUUUAAGUGAAGUAAGAUUUGAGAUUUUUGAAUUAACCUUUCAGAAUUUUAAGUAUUUCAGAGUCAUAUUUAGAACUGGGAACAUGGAUUUUCUGCCUUUUUCCAUCGGUGUCCUAUAUGUAGAAGGUCUUGAUGUUUGUUGAAUGACUUUUUAGGAACGUGGUUUUUUUGUAAAGAAUUCUGUGAGGAAUAUUUUAAUAAAGCAAUCAAAAUUA